Toxotes jaculatrix (banded archerfish) is the source of this 2996-nucleotide messenger RNA. It is a transcript of the gene nhej1, whose product is annotated as nonhomologous end-joining factor 1. Gene Ontology annotation, molecular function: DNA end binding. The coding region runs from base 292 to 1272 and encodes 326 amino acids. The transcript has 9 exons. NCBI's taxonomy places the organism in Eukaryota, Metazoa, Chordata, Actinopteri, Toxotidae. The record is from RefSeq and is a predicted model, not a curated record. Gene Ontology annotation, biological process: double-strand break repair via nonhomologous end joining. Gene Ontology annotation, cellular component: DNA ligase IV complex; nucleus.
GCGGCAGAAUAAUGACCGAACAGCUUUUAGAUGUGGCGGUCAAAGUCACAGCGGCAGAAAGCAAAGCAAAGCUCACGUCCCUUGUCAAUUUCUUCCGCAUAGAAUUGAAGAAUUAAAACAGCCCCAUUACAGAUCAGCAGACAGGAGCCGGUAACCCGCACUGUGGUCUCCCCGGGGCAAGGUGGUGAUUAUGCGGCCAGGACGGCGUCUGUAACGCGGCUUUAACAGAUCUCAGUCCAGGCUUUGGUGGUGCAUUCCUUGGAGUGUGUCCGUUCCAUACUUCCUGCUACGAUGGAGGUCAGCGGAGCCCCCGGUGACGUCCUCCUCCAGUGUCCCUGGCUUCCUGUGACCAUCAGCGGCUGCCAGUUCCUCGCGAAGGUCUGGUUUGGAGACUCAGCAUAUCACAUCCUGCUGACUGACAUGGCCUGUGUGUGGGAGGAGAGGAUGGACUCAGCUGCCAUACAGAGCCGAGCACAGGAGCUGAACAGGCGUUUACGAGCCAAAGUCAGAGCUUUCUUUUCCCACCUGUGUGAGGUGGUUCAGCCCUGUCUGUCAGGAAGCGGGGAGCGAGCUGGUAGUGAGGCUCAGAUCUCCCUGACGCAUCAGGAGGACGGCAGCAUCAGCAUGAAGCUGAAGAGUGAGCUAGCAGGGCUGCCCUUCUACUGGGAGUUUCACUGCACCCCUGCCCCCGUCACACUGGUGUGUGUUCAGCUGGUGCGCCCCCUGCUGGCAAUGAGCCGCCUCUUGCAGCGGCAGGUGGAGCAGCUGGGAGGUCUGCUGGUGAAGAAGGACGCAGAGAUCCAGGACUACAGGGAGAACGGAGCCACGCUCAGCAGAGAGCGGCUGCAGACGGACGUGUUUGAGGAGCAGACCUACAGAGAGGACUUCAUGGCAAAGGCUCUUCCCCUGGUAUGCUCUGAGCAGCAGGAAACUCUGGGCUUUGACACCGACCUGCAGCACCUGUACGCCUCCAUCGCCGCUCACGGAAACACACACGCACAGAAACGCAAACUGUCACAGGAGGGCCCUGUGGAGGAGUCCCAGCCUGCCACCGAGGACCCUGACCUCACUCCAUCUUUAGGUGAUGGAUCUGUGAGUCGUCAAACAGCUGAGAGGGACAGAGGACAGAGCCACAGCGGUCAGACAGAUGCAGCUGGAUCCACGAUGGCCGACAGAGCCGCGGCACCACAGUCUCUGUGUGUCACGUCUGACCCUGCGGAGCGACCGUCCUCCAAACCAAAGAAGAAGAAAGUCGUUGGACUGUUCAGAUAAGCCCAAGCAGCAGGACACACACACAAUUGAGAACUUCAUUAGAAAAAGUACUCUUUUUAUUAACUCGGAGAAAAACAGAAAGCGAGUGUCUGCCUUUAAAACUAUUUAACUUCAAACUUCUACUCUGACAAAGGACGCUUUAGUAGUUUGAGAAACUUUAGGUUUUAAUUUAGUUUAGAUUUGAUCAUAUGAACUGCUUUUAGAUUAGACAUUUAAAUGAAAUAAAUAUUUUUUCGAUUUUAAAUCAUUUUGUGAUCUGCGACGUGAGGCUUGGUUUUAGCUCUGUAUUAAAAUUUUCCACUUAUGUGAUUGCUAUCACACUUGCUGCGUUUUGGUCACAAUAUUAAAAAUAUAGAUAUAAAUUUCUUUCUGCCUGAGCUCAGACAAACAGGGUGUAAUGGGUUUACAGCCAUGCUGAGGGACCAACUCAGACAUGCAGACAGUUUCUAAUCUGAUUUAUUUAGGAUUUCUUGCCUUUUCUAUAUUGUGAUGUAGUAAACUUUACGAAAAUUCAAUUAACAGACCUUUGAAGGGCAAAUGAACCCGAUGGGAUUAUGAAUUAAAUACCUGAUCUACGUUUCCUGUAAACACUGUAAACAAUAACAUCAGUACGAAUGAAAGGGAUUCUGGGAAAUGUAGGAAAGUCACUAAGAGCCACCAACUGAGACCGAAAAGCAGGUUCAAGGAAUGUAGCUUAUUUCAAUACUUCACUACAAAAUAAUACCGAGUGAGAGAUUUUUCUCUUGAGGUUGUUGUUUUUCCAAACUGGGGUCCUGGGGCCUCUCGGCGGUCCCUGAGGGUUGUUGCAGGUGUUCCCCAGCAGGUGAGGGCAGGCUGAACGUCCGUGUAAGGCCUCUGCAGGAUGACAGAACAGGUCUGGUUUAUGGUCAGAGGCUUGUUACUUCCUCACCUACAGCACAGACUGUUAUGUCACUCUGGAAAUGGUCUAAAAUUUUACAAGGGGGGGUGAGAACGUUUUUUUCAUGUGUUAGCGUGCGCACCUGCGCACCGGCUCAUGCGUCUAGACUCGAAGACAAGGGUUCAAAGGACAGAGUGAGCGCGCGCCAGCCCGGACAGUCUCGUGGCUCGGUGUUUGUCUGUCCUCUUGGCUAAAGCCCUAGCUGACAAUAAACAGAUGAAGGCGGCCGCGGGGCCUGUGCCACCCCGAUGGGAGGAGAGGACGGAGCAGAGGGCAGGUCCAGCAGGGCGCGGUCUUCUUCUUCUCCCGCGGCACCUCAUCUGUACUGUAGUAGGAUCUCUUCCAUUUCCAUUUCUGCCAACAGCCCUGUGCCACAGGGACGCAUUGAGAACAAACCCGAGAGGCAGAAACCGCUGCGGGGACACCCUUUGACCGCCGUGCCCAACAGCCUACGCACCGCGCGCCUCCGUGUCUGUCUGUAGCCCGUUUCUCACAGCUCCGACACAGAGAGACCGCUUUGAACCUGCCUGCCAAGAUAAACUCACCUCGCCUAUUUAUGCCCCUGCCUCUGCGUGCAAUCGGGACAGGGGAGUGUCAGCAGCGCAGAGGACAGGUUCAGCAGCUCGUCUCCACCGGCGCACUGGCCACUUUUACGCGCCGGGAAUGGCCACUUUUGGGGACUCGGGGAUGAGUCCUGCUCCGUUACCUCCACUCUAAAAUUAUCAAGGAGGAACUCACGGGAGGGGACACUUCAAAAGAAAUACAGCGGUGACAUUUUGGCCACCCGCUGGGGGGUGGGUUGACA